UGCACUCGGCACUUCAGUCACUCUACUUCCGCUUCCUCUAAAGUCAGCUGAUUUAAUCGGGUGACUGUUGACACCAAUCGCACCGAGGCUAGAACAUUUAAACAAAAAAUGGCUUCUUUGCUUUUCUGCGGUCCUAAACUGGCAGCAUGUGGACUGGUCCUGAGCAUUUGGGGUGUCAUUAUGCUGGCAAUGCUGGGGAUUUUUUUCACCACACAUUCAGCUGUGCUCAUAGAGGAUGUUCCUUUCAAAGAUACAGACAUGGAGGACGGGCCAAAUGCACUGCAAAACAUCUAUGGUUUGUACAACCAAGUUGGAUACAAUUGCUUCAUCGCAGCAGCAAUCUACGUUGGCAUUGGAAUCCUGUCAUUUUGUCAAGUUCGCCUGAACAAGCGCAAGGAAUAUCUGGUGCAUUAAUACCACCUAGUUAUUGGAGUAUUACUCUACCUCUAAAUUCCUUAGUUGUCCUUGUAUUUACUAAUGCUGCAUUUGCCUUAAAAAUGAAGCCUUAAAUGAGUGUAGAUAUUUAAGUUUGAAUGAUGAUCUAUUUUACUGUGCUUUUCUUUAUCGCCUUUCUAUCUUGAAGCCUAUCAUAAAAUUAUCAUGUGUGCGCUUAUUCAUUAUGAUUAUGUGGUACCUCCCCAAUUUGACUUUUAUAGUCCUCUUUUGAUCAGUAGACCAACCAGACAUAAAUAAAAUAUUUAAUUGUGAUUUUAUUUAUACUUAAACACCUAUCAUAUAUUAAUUCUGUUUAAGUAAAUGUUGAUUGGAAUUUUACAUGGUCACAAUGGUUCUGUUGUUGCAAUAAAUGACUCAAGAUUUU
Molecule: messenger RNA, 820 nt
Organism: Carassius auratus (goldfish)
Lineage: Eukaryota; Metazoa; Chordata; Actinopteri; Cypriniformes; Cyprinidae
Gene: rnaseka
Product: ribonuclease, RNase K a
Exons: 4
Coding region: 109-414 (101 amino acids)
Biological process (GO): nucleic acid metabolic process
Molecular function (GO): RNA endonuclease activity
Source: RefSeq, a predicted model, not a curated record